This is a messenger RNA of Aptenodytes forsteri (emperor penguin), 618 nucleotides long. RefSeq names its product phosphatidylinositol 4,5-bisphosphate 5-phosphatase A-like. NCBI's taxonomy places the organism in Eukaryota, Metazoa, Chordata, Aves, Sphenisciformes, Spheniscidae. The record is from RefSeq and is a predicted model, not a curated record. Gene Ontology annotation, cellular component: ruffle; cytoplasm; plasma membrane. Gene Ontology annotation, biological process: negative regulation of peptidyl-serine phosphorylation; phosphatidylinositol dephosphorylation. Gene Ontology annotation, molecular function: phosphatidylinositol-4,5-bisphosphate 5-phosphatase activity; phosphatidylinositol-3,4,5-trisphosphate 5-phosphatase activity.
AUGGAUGUGCUGAGCCCCUUCCACUUCAUCCUGGUCAGCACUGUAUGGAUGCAAGGUGAUCUACUGGUAUUUGCCAAGUACUACCACCUCCCCUUCCUGCAGGACGUCCAGACAGACUGCACGAGGACGGGGCUGGGAGGCUACUGGGGCAAAAAGGGUGGGGUGAGUGUUCGUCUCUCCAUCUUCGGCCACAUCGUCUGCUUCCUGAACAAGGAGGCCUUUCCCACCAUACUGCAUAUGCAGCAGUUCAAGGGGCGUGUGGCCAGCGGCAUCCUGGACCAUGACCUUGUGUUCUGGUUUGGGGACCUCAACUUCCGCAUCAAGAGCCUAGACAUCCGCUUUGUGAAGUACGUCAUCGACAGCAACAGCCUGAGCCAGCUCUGGGAGAAGGACCAGCUGAACAUUGCCAAGAGCACCUGGCUUGUCCUCAGCGGCUUUCAGGAGGAACCCCUGAACUUCCCACCCACCUUCAAGUUCGAUGUGGGCACCAACAAGUAUGACAGCAGUGCCAAGAAGUGAAAACCUGCCUGGACUGACUGCAUCCUCUGGAAGAUCAAAUCUCCCAGUGUUGGGCUUGGUGGGGCAGGCGCCGGCCCAGCCGGGGCAUCCUGUCAGUGA